Messenger RNA from Chelmon rostratus (copperband butterflyfish), 1412 nucleotides. It is a transcript of the gene dpt, whose product is annotated as dermatopontin. NCBI's taxonomy places the organism in Eukaryota, Metazoa, Chordata, Actinopteri, Chaetodontiformes, Chaetodontidae. The transcript has 4 exons. Gene Ontology annotation, biological process: collagen fibril organization. The record is from RefSeq and is a predicted model, not a curated record. Bases 82 to 657 code for a protein of 191 amino acids. Gene Ontology annotation, cellular component: extracellular matrix. Gene Ontology annotation, molecular function: extracellular matrix structural constituent.
CAUCUGGGCAACAAAAGACUUGGAGGAGUUUAAAGUGAGGCAGCUGUGAGGAAGCUCGGCAGACGAACUGAUUUCUCCAACAUGGGUCCCGCUCUGGUGGUGCUGGCGUUGUCUUUGCUGGCAACAGUGGCAGCUCAGUCUCACGACCAUCAUGACAUGGCCUGGGUGAACGGCUACCGGCAGAGCUUCAACUUCCAGUGUCCACACGGAGAGGUCAUCGUGGCCAUCAGGAGCUACUACAGCGAGCAGGACGGCUCGGACCGCUUGUGGACCUUUGAGUGCCAGCCGACACCUGAGGGUCUGGGGGAGCCCAGUGACUGCUGGUGGGACGACAUCUCCCGCGCUGGGAUGGAGUGGACUUCAACGUGCACUCGUAACGGCCUGGUGGCGGGCGUGCAAAGCAAGUACUUUGAAUCCGUCCUGGACCGGGAAUGGCAGUUCUACUGCUGCUACUACAAACGCCGCUGUCCCUACUCCUGCAUGAAGACCACUGACGUUCCUGAAUACUACAGGGAAGAGGGAGAGAUGGUGAUCCCGAGUUAUGGCUACUUCAUUCGAGGUGCCCAGACCACCUUCACUGGAGUGCUAAGAGAUCGGCAGUGGAAGUACAUCCUGUGCAGAAUGACAGACUUUGACUGUGAUUUCGAAAAUUUAUAGAUUGUAAGCAGCAAUUUUUUUUCCUAUUCAUAAACAGUUUUAACUAAAAAUGCAUAUUUACUCAUACAAGUAAACAAAAACAGUGUACUGACAUUAUACAUAACUGACACAAUUCAUGCUUUCGUCCAUGUAUUUACAUUUGUUAAGUGGAUCAACCACAGGCAUGUCAUAUAUGCCUGUACUGUCAGUUUUUUAGCCUAGCAUGGAAAAUGACUGCUCAUAUAAAGGUAAAGUAAACAUCGACACAGAGGGUCUACGGGGGAUUUGGGCUCCACCAGACGCUUUGGACAGCUUAAGCUUUUAGUUGUGGGAGGAACUGGAAGUCCUUUGGCAGCAUGUGAAAGUGGUUUUCCAAAACAAACUCAAUUAUUUGAUGCUGUGGUCAUGGUGGUGGAAAACACAGUGUCAGGCUCUCCUCCAAAGUCUUUUCGUUGAGGUCAUGUGACAGUGAUGGCCAAACAAAAUGGUUCACACCAUUUUCACAGUCACAAGUGAGCUGCAGCGUGCGGCGGAUGGGGAUAUUGUCUUGGAAGUGACGCUUGGAACAAUUGUGUAUGUGUUGGAAGACAUGAAAAGCUCUUUCAGAAUCCCUGGCAACAUGAGCUUUGCAUGCAAUGAAAAGUGCCCCACCUGCUUCCAAUCGACUUCACAUCCCUCCUCUAUGAAAGUGUCUCAUUCAGUUUGUCUGUUUCAGCUAUAGCGUGUACUGGACUGGAACUCAUGUAACUAUACCGUGUGAAAAUGGGAUUAAAACC